AGCUCGUUUUUGCUGCACGGGGCAGUUCCGCCGCGCCCGUGUAACGCCGAAUUACUUUUGCUGCCGUAGCACUGCAGAUAGGCACGAUGUCAUAUAUGGCGGGAUCUUCGCCAUGUGGAGUCUUGAAUGCACAGGCCCCUGCAACAUUCUAUGUUGCGGCUGCAGCGCCAAUGAAUGCGGUGCAUGGGAGUCAAAUGAUGUAUCCUCAGCCCAUGGGUUUUAUGGCCAUGGUGGCUCCGCCUCUGCCGGAAGGCAUCAUGGCCCAGCCAUGUGGUUCCAUCCCUGCAGCAAAGGCAAAAGCCAAAGCUGUUCCUAAAAAGAGGAUCCGAGAUGAGCCACAGAGCCGGCGUUCCAAGGAGGAUGCUGAGGAUGAGGUCUCCGGUCGAGGCGUAAUCUCCUUGCUUCAGGAGUUCGUACAAUGUUCCAAGAACUUUCCGACACCUCAACACCGGCCCAUCCUCCAGUGGACGUUUGAUACCCACAUGGCUGACAACACCAAUUUGGAAUUUCGAGCGCAGGUCUCUUUCCUUUUGGAUGGCGUGCCGCAUCACGUGGCCGGCGCAUGGCAGCAGUCGAAGAAACUCGCGCAGCGAGACACCGCAGAAAGAUGCCUAGGUCUCUUUGUGGGCUGCUGGGGUACCUACCUGCUGCAAACCACGGAGAGUAGUGAUGCUGCAGUCGACAUGCAAGACGAUCCAGUCCUGGCGCUCCAGAAGUUCUGCAGCUCCUUCCGACCGUGCAAUGGACAGGGGCCCACAUGGUGCAUCGAUAUGGAGGCUGGAAGGUGCAAAGCCACAGCAGAGAUCACUUUGUUGGGAGUCAGGCACAGCUUUGCAGGUUCCCCGGCGCAGCACGCGUCGGAAGCGAAGGAGGAUACGGCCAAGCGCGUUUUGUGGUACCUGCAGUGCCCUGGCUAUGAAAACCUCUUUGAACCCGAUGUACAGGGGGUGGCGGCCGUGGCCAAGGAGAUCCCGACGCCGCCUUCAAAUUGGGUGAAUCUUUCAGAGGACGACGAGUCCGUCCAGGCAGCCGAGCGUAAAACCGCUGUAAUGCGGCUGCAAAAUCGUCUGCAACAGAGCUUUGCCAAGAAACUGAAGCCAGGGCAAGGAGUAUGGGAAUGGUCCUACGAAACGGACGCCAGUGAUGAGAACUGGCCGCCCCUGCAGCGGGCCACCGUUUGCGUCCCUGUGGCGCACCAAUCCUUCACAGGGCCAUGGAAGCGUGGUCAACGAGAAGCACAGUUGGAGGCCUGUCAGAUGCUUCAAGGCUUCCUAGACUCCUUGGAACGACCUGAGGACGCUCUUUUGAGCGGCACCUGCCAAUAGUUUGUUCAGCUGAAGAGCUGCGUGCACGCGGUCCUUUUCGGUCCCAAUUUGGCCAGAUCGUACAGAUGCCUGUUGUCCGAGAGAUUCGCAGGACUGGCAGAUGAAUAUCUAUCAGGAAGUUUUGUCCCCAAAGUCAGGUUGGGACGCUGCAACGAAUGUGCUUAUGACUUAGGCCCGUAGAUUUCGGAAGCCAAUGUAAAGCCUGGGAGCUUGAUCUUUGGAACGGCUGGAACCCAACCUUGUGAUGAGGCAGGCGCUCUGAAGAAACUUCCGUGACUGGCCCGUUGGCCAAUGUGAUUGAAAAUGUCUUCGGAAUUGGGGCCUUGAUUUUUGCAAUGUGUUUU
Molecule: messenger RNA, 1669 nt
Organism: Cladocopium goreaui
Lineage: Eukaryota; Dinophyceae; Suessiales; Symbiodiniaceae
Source: the annotation of a GenBank genome assembly